CUCUUUUUUUUACGAUUUCACAUCUGGUUUUCACACCAACCCACAUAUUAAAAAAUUUCCCUUUCAUUUUCUUUCUUCCAACGACGAUCUCCCUUUCCUUUUUUCCCUUUUUUUUUUUCUCUUUCAGAUAUCUAUAUAAUUUUCUCAAGCUUUGUGUAGUCAUGGAAGGACAUCAUCCCCAUCACCUUAUUCCGCUCCACCACCAGCAACAGUUUCAACUCCGUCCGCCGUCGCAUCUCCACCCGAGCCUCACCGUCUCCGCCGAUCCAACCCUAGCCGCCGCCGCCGCCGCCACCGACAGAUUCCCCCAAUGGAGCCUUCAGGAAACAAAGGAGUUUUUAACGAUCAGAGCCGAGCUGGAUCAGACUUUCAUGGAAACCAAACGAAACAAGCUCUUGUGGGAAAUUACAUCCUCCAAAAUGAAGGAAAAGGGUUUCAAUCGCAGCGCUGAACAGUGUAAAUGUAAAUGGAAAAACCUCGUUACUCAUUAUAAGGGUUGUGAAACAAUGGAGCCAGAAAAUUUAAGGCAACAAUUUCCAUUCUACACAGAGCUAAAAGCAAUUUUCGGAGCAAGAAUGCAAAGGAUGUUCAUGGCGGAGGCGGAGAGCGGUGGGAGUGGAUCGAAGAAGAAGAUGAAGACAUUAUCGUCCGACGACGAGGAAGAAAACGAAGACAGUAACGGCGACGGGGGCGAGACGAAGGUUAAGAGUAGGAAGAGGAAGAAGGUUAAAGGAACGAUGAUGGCGACGGACGGCGGAGGGGGAAGCGGUAGCCGUUUGAAAGAAAUAUUGGAAGAUUUCAUGAAUCAACAAAUGCAAAUGGAGGUGCAAUGGAGGGAGGCAUUUGAGGCAAGGGAAAAGGAGAGGGAAAUGAGGGAAAUGGAGUGGAGAAGGAACAUGGAAGCUUUGGAACAUGAGAGGAUUAUGUUGGAAAGAAGUUGGAGGGAAAGAGAAGAACAAAGGAGAAUGAGAGAGGAAAUUAGGGGUGAGAAAAGAGAUGCCUUAAUCACAGCUUUGUUAAACAAGAUUAGAAGAGAUGAUCAUAUGUAGUAAUUCUUUCCAUGCUUCAACAGAGGUUCUUUCCAUUUCAACUUCUUUUAUUCAAUUUUUGUUCAUUCUUAACCUAUAAUUAUGGAGUUUAGUUACCCUAAUAGUAAGCUAUUCGAUUCGAUUUA
Molecule: messenger RNA, 1174 nt
Organism: Cucurbita pepo subsp. pepo (vegetable marrow)
Lineage: Eukaryota; Viridiplantae; Streptophyta; Magnoliopsida; Cucurbitales; Cucurbitaceae
Product: trihelix transcription factor GT-3b
Source: RefSeq, a predicted model, not a curated record